CUCUUUCAUUGUUGGAGUUACACGAACCGUCGAGUAUGGUUUCAGCUGACUCGAUGUUCGGCAUAUUGUCGACAUCAGUGUGUGUCGGGAUCCUCUUUGUGGUCUUCAAGAUCAUCCAACGCUUGUUCUUCCAUCCUUUAUCAGGCGUCCCGGGGCCCUGGUAUGCUGCCGUAUCGACAUUCUAUGAGUUCUGGUGGAACUGUAUCCAAGACGGGAGAUACAUGUUUGAGAUAACCCGAAUGCAUGACGUAUACGGCCCAGUCGUACGCAUCAAUCCGUGGGAAGUUCACAUCCGCGACCCAGCGUACUACGACACAUUGCUUUCGAAUCCGCGCGUGGAAAAAGAUCCUUUCUAUUAUGGUGGUUUCGGCACACCUAACUCAUCAGUGACAACCGUGCCCGUACCUCUGCACAAAAUUCGACGCGGCGCUGUAGCUCCUUUCUUCUCAAGGGCCAACGUGAGCAAACUUGAGCCUCGAACCUUAGCUCACGUUAAGCAGCUCUGUGAGAGAGUGAGGCAGCACCAGAUAGACGGCAAAGUUGUGGACAUCUCGAAUGCCUUUCGAUGCCUUGCAACGGAUGUAGUUACAGAUUACGCGGCACCCACGACGCGGAAUUAUCUGGCGCAUGAAGACUUCGCAGCGAAGGAGAAUGGAACCUUGAGGGGCACGUCCGUUUUGAUUCACUGGAAUAGACAUAUCCGGUUCACGUUCCCUUUGGUGAGGGUGAUUCCUCGCUGGUUCGUCGCUUUGUUCGACAAGACGGGUGCGAGUGUCGCGCUGAUAGAUAACCAAGCAGAAUUGCUGUCUCAAGCUAAGGCGGCUGUCUCGAGGAGGAUCGACAAAGACACUCCGACCGUUCUAGGCACUAUAGUCACAAAUCCUAGCCUUUCUGCAUCGGAGAAAUCCCUCCAGCGCGUGUUCGACGAGACAGUCGUGCUGAUUGGCGCUGGCACUGAAACCACAGGCAUCACUCUGACUGUCCUGACAUAUCAUGUCUUAGCGAACCCGAGUAUCCUCCAGUCUCUGAAGGCUGAACUCGACAAAGCUGCUGCGGAGCGCGGUGUCGCAAAGGGUGACUUCCUCACAAGUAAGACAGUCGAGUCUCUGCCGUAUCUACAAGCUGUGUUGAAAGAAGCACUCCGCAUGGGGACAUCGGUAUCUGGCCGUUUACCUCGACGACAUCCCACGGAAACGCUGUCCUACACGGAUCAAACCAAUAAAAGGACAUACACAUUUCCUCCCAACACCACUAUAUCCAUGUCACUACGAGACACCCAUUUCGAUCCAGAGAUCUUCCCGGAUCCAAACACCUUUAACCCUGAUCGCUGGUUGAUAGGAUCGAGAGAGGAGUUGGCCUGGAGGGAGAAACACAUGGUCGCAUUUGGCAAAGGGGUGCGGCAAUGUGUAGGCUUGGAGCUGGCUAAGCAGGAGAUACUAUUAGGAAUUGCGAAUCUGUUCUGGCAGUUCGAUAUGGAGUUGUUUGAAACGGGUUUAAGAGAUGUAAGCACCGAACAUGACUUCUUUUCACCGUUUGGGCCUGCGGAUAGUAAAGGGUUGCGGGUAAAGGUUAAGGUGUGAUUGGGCAGAGGUGAUUCGAUGUAUGAGAUGCGACGAAAGCGGCAAUCAAUUUCAUAUAAUCCAUGGACCUCGUUCGUUCAGCUACUCGUAUGUACUCGUAUCUACCCGUAAUUACUGCCUUGCAAGAGGGACGAUGGUGAGGUGAACAGAAAUCGACAUGGAUCUAGCCA
Messenger RNA from Aaosphaeria arxii CBS 175.79, 1750 nucleotides. RefSeq names its product putative cytochrome P450. Gene Ontology annotation, molecular function: iron ion binding; heme binding; oxidoreductase activity, acting on paired donors, with incorporation or reduction of molecular oxygen. The transcript is spliced from 3 exons. Bases 36 to 1580 code for a protein of 514 amino acids. Lineage: Eukaryota; Fungi; Ascomycota; Dothideomycetes; Pleosporales. The record is from RefSeq and is a predicted model, not a curated record.